Messenger RNA from Peromyscus maniculatus bairdii (prairie deer mouse), 2734 nucleotides. NCBI's taxonomy places the organism in Eukaryota, Metazoa, Chordata, Mammalia, Rodentia, Cricetidae. The record is from RefSeq and is a predicted model, not a curated record.
GCUCAAGUUGGGCUGCCCGGCCCUGGCUAACUUGUUUGUAGUCGGGGUGCAGGUAAACAGGAAGUGAUACCCAGUCUGGCCCCUGUCCUUACACCUCCCCCACCCCUAGGAAGAGAGAGCCCUUACCAGACACCCUCCCCGCCACCACUGGCAAUCCACAGCAGCCUCACACGUACGUCCUGGACCCCUCCACAAGGGGGUCCCCAGAUGAGGCGCACAAGCCCGAGAGAAAGGACUGAGCACCACAGGAGCAGUGGGGUGCUGGCCUUGUGGGGUGAAGAGGAGACUGAAAAGCUGAGCGGCCACACUGAUGUCCCGGCUGUGCGGAGGGCACUGCCCCUCCCCCAGUUCGUACUGCUCUACCUCGAGGACGACUUCAAGUCACCGCUGGCAUGCCCCCAGCACCCGGGAGGAGCAAGUCCUUUACAGGCAUGGGGCUGCUCCCUGUUAACACACCCUCCACAUCCUUCCCCUCCAUUCCUGUGGCCUGGCUAAUGAGGGCCUGUCAGCCAGCCCAGGGGCUGAGUCACCCACACCGGCAGGUCUCCUCUCUUCCUUCCCCGACAACUGCUCCAAAAGUUGCCUUUCAACUUUUCUACUGCCUCCCUGGGCUCUUCCCAAGACAGCUGGGGCUAGGGAGCCAGACAGGCCUGCGGGGUCACGGCGGUGGUGGCUUUGACUAGAAAGGAAGUAACCUGGUGACGCACCAGGCAGGGCUGUCCCCAGACCAGUCCCCAGAGGAAUCUGAAGCGUCCCACUGCCCUGGGGUGUUGGUCACAGCUGCCCCAAUCCCAGCCUGCGGAUGCUGCAAUUACCUCAGAGCAUGAAACCAGCUUCCCACCUGACUGAGUCAGCUGAAAAGAAAACAUCUCUACCACACGCUGGCACAACAGCCAAGCCACUAAUCAGAGUCCCCAGAUGCUGGCAGAGGGCACAGUCCUACACCGGCCAGGAGAUCGGCACACGCCAGGAACCACCUGAGACGUCAGGAACCACCUGAGACGGGGACAGGGACGGGCCAGCUGCCGCCUGCCUCUAGAAGGAGUGCAUGCUCCCUCCGGAGGUCCAGCCCUGCCCACCAGGCCCUCAGCCCCGUGGCAUCCUGCUCUGCUCUGUAAGUACCGCUGCUGCUUCCUUUGGUUUUUUUCCACACGCCGAUCAAGUAACCAGGCCACUCUUACCCAGGUGGGAACCCCCUCCCAGCACUCGGAUCUCCCAGACACAAUCUCCCUCCUGCUAGUCCUGUCUCACCGUGAUCCAAGACGCAACAAGACAAAGGACCACGCUGAGCAGAAACCCACGGCCUCGGCCGCUAGCCCUUGAGGGGUGGCUCCCUGGUUCCUGGCCUCCAGCACUCUAGGAAAUGGUCACCAGCUGCUGCUGAGCCCCUCUGUGGGGCUUCUCAGAUGCCAGACCUGCCGGCUGACUGAGGAGGUCCAUGGAGACUUGGCGGAAAGGUUCCUUCCGCAAUGCCUCCUUCUUCAAGAGACUAACCCUGGGGCGGCCGCGGCCCCGACUCCGGCGGCAGGGCAGCAUACUCAGCCAGGCCAGCACUGCUGCUGGUGACCAUGAAGAGUACAGCAACCGAGAGGUCAUCCGGGAACUGCGAGGGAGGCCAGAUGGCCGGCGUCUGCCCUUGUGGGGGGAUGAGCAUCCCCGAGCCACCCUGCUGGCCCCACCCAAACCCCCACGUCUCUACAGAGAGAGCUCCAGUUGCCCCAAUAUUCUGGAGCCCCCAGCAGCCUACACGGCUGCCUACUCGGCCACCCUGCCCUCAGCAAUCUCCCUGACGGGCCCCCUCCACCGGGACUCAGAGGAGGACCUUGUGGACACUCCCCAUUUCCCGAGGACACCUACUCCGGACCUCAAUGACCCUUUCUUUUCCUUCAAAGUGGACCUGGGAAUUUCACUUCUGGAGGAAGUUCUAGAGAUGCUAAGGGAGCAGUUCCCUGGUGAGCCCCACUUCUGACUCGGUGAGGGCAGAGAGAACUGGGGUGACUGGAGCCUGGGGACCCAGGGAAGAAAGGCACAGUGUGGAUUAAGGAGCAGGUGGAGACAGAAGCCACAGUUCAGCCUGCCCUCUGGCUGCUGACCAGUCCUCCAAGGCACCCAGAGUGAAGGGACCGACGCCGGCUGGGAAUCUAUGGGGUCACUUUCUGGCAGGCGCCCUGAAGGAAGCUGGAAAGGUCUGGAAAAGGAAACCACACCUGCAACCACAGGAACCGGUCAGAGGUCAGUGGAGAGACAGGGUGGCAUGGGGCGAGUCAGGGAGCAGGACUCGGACUGGGCUGCUCUAAAAGCCACCACCAACAGAGAGAUCACAGGACACGUCAAGAAGAAGAAUCUAACUGAGACUAAGAGAGAGGGGAGGCCAGACACUUACCACUUACUUCAUGGGAUUGAUUUAACUGAAGUACAAACAAUUGAAAGUUCAGUUCCAGAGGCUAGAGAACCAGCUCAGUGGGUAAAGUGUCUGCUACACAAGCAGGAAGGCCUGAGUUCAGACCUCCAGUACCCACAGAGAGAGAGGAGCUGGGCAGGGGUGCCGCCCGCCUGCAAUCCAGCGUGAAGGAUGCAGACACCAGGGGUCCCCGGGCAGGCUGGCUGGCUAGACUAGUCAGAUUGGCAGACUCCAGGUCCAGCAAGAACCUCUCUCUGCGUCAGUAAUAAAACAUGGGAAGCAAUCAAGGAAGAUACCUAACAUCAACCUCUGACCUCCACUUGUGCACGGAAG